AUGACACGCAUGCCAGCCUGCUGCUCUAUGUCACCACAGGAAACAAAGCCAACAAAGAUCUCACCUCUGCGACAAGCAAAAAUCUGGUUUAUAGAAGAGAGAGAACGGCUCCCCAACCCCACCAUCAACUUCACCAGCCACCCCAGCAUCUCCACCACCACCACUAUCACCACCACCACUAUAACAACAACCAAUGGAAUUUUUCCGCCGGGCAUGCUAUCCACCUUUUGCUGCUCCCGAGCGACCUUAGGGUCACCUUCCGGCGAUCACGGUCUGUUCGCUCCCCCCCACACACACACACAUACAUAG
This is a messenger RNA of Volvox carteri f. nagariensis, 309 nucleotides long. RefSeq lists its product as uncharacterized. The record is from RefSeq and is a predicted model, not a curated record. NCBI's taxonomy places the organism in Eukaryota, Viridiplantae, Chlorophyta, Chlorophyceae, Chlamydomonadales, Volvocaceae. The coding region runs from base 1 to 309 and encodes 102 amino acids. The transcript is spliced from 3 exons.